AAUGGAGUUCACGGAAUCUUCACCGCCGCAUCGCAAAUCAUCUCCGGCGAAUUCAGUUUCCCGUAAAAAAUCCGCCGGUGUACUAGCUCCGGUGCUGGACCAAUGGAGCACAAAAACACCAGAGAAACCGAUAAAUCCUCCUUUCAAUGUCCAAAAUCGCAGCGCCUGCUCCCUAGUCUCGUUGAAAGACGUCAGAGAAGCAGCUCAGAAGCUACGAACACCAGCCCCAACCCGACGCGAGCUGAUUUAUGACCCGUUAUUUAGCUCCGAUGAGCAGAAAUGUUCGUCGGUAUCUGAAUCGCCAGUGGCUGAACAAAAGAAGCGUGUAAAUUCAGUAAUGCUGCCGGUAAAGUACGAAAUGUUGGAAAAGUUCUUCAACAGCAUGUAUAGUUCAAUUCGGCUGCUGCAUUUGAAGGGUUCUGCAACAACUUUCACUAAUAUUAGUGCCAAAGUUCAGAAUUUGACUGAUAAGAGGUUUUCUUACAGCCAUUUAGCUCAGCUGAAGUUUAUUUUACCUGAAGCAAUUGAGAUACAGAAGAUUCUCAAGCAUGAUGAGCUCACUUGCUGUAUGAAGCCAGAUCUUUAUGUAACUUUAAAUGCCAAUGCAAUUGAGGGUAGUGAGAAGUGGAAAUCUAACACUAGCAGUGUUCUGUUAAGGAAAGUUUUCCGCUCUCGGCUCUUGGAUUUCUUCAAGUCCCACCCUGGGGGUGAUGACAUUCCUGAGGAAACGCUGCCUGGGCCAUUCUCACAGUCUAAGCAACCAGUGACCAACUCGUCUAGACCUUCUGUCUCGUCCUUAGCCAAUGAGACACCUGAUGGUGCAUUUUUGCUGCAGUCAGUAGCUGCAUCACACCUGUCUGGCUCUUUUAGAAGAUGCUUUUCAAAACAGGCAUGUAUUACUGGAGGAAAUGCCAAGGAAGAAGAUAGAGCUGGGCUUGUGCCAGUUUCAAUACCCCUCAAAGUCGAAAGUUCCACUAAGAAGAAAACAGUAGCAUGUGCUGAUGCUCCUAAGUUAUGUUCAAAACAAACUAAUAUGAAAUAUUCAUCAGGAGGGAUUGUUUCGGCUAGUUCACCAUCAUGUCAUCCACCUGCAACUCCGAUGAUCGAAGCCAAAAAGGGAGAGAAUGGUUCUAUGUCAGCUCCAGCUACCCCUUUGCUUGAACCUCCUAAUAGAUGUUACAUGAGUCCAGACGAUGAUCCAGGUGAAUCACCAAUAAAACUAGCUAGACACUCAUCGACUAGAAGGUCAUUGUUCUUCGACACUCCUGUGCGGAAUGCAAAUGCUGCUGAUCAAGUCCGUGAGAGUGAAAGGUUUUCAACCGAUGAUAUUUUAGACAUUCUUCCCGAGAAUCUUCUGAACUCGAUGGGAGAAAAAGAGAGCAAGGCACUAGAGCAGCAAGACCCAGCCAUAUCUCAGGCAAAAAGGCGCAAACAGAUGAUUGCGUGUUUGCCUCGCCUCUUUGACAUGAUUUAUUUCCUAUUUCAAUCUAUUAAGCGUUCUGUCAUGACGAAAGAAGAGCUCAUGCACAGACUAAUUUCCAAACAGACGGAGCUUGCUGAUAAAAGAGAAGUUGAAGAGCAACUUAUAUUACUGCAAAAACUAGCUCCUGAAUGGAUUUAUGAGAAACCAACAUCUAGUGGAGUUCUCCUCUUAUGUGUUAACAAGAUAUCAAAUCCUGACACAAUUCGAUCAAGACUGGCUGAAGCCAAGUUAGAGAAGCAAGAAAAUGGUGAUGGUACGAUAUUUUACCAACUUAGCAAGGAAUGACGAUUUAGUUGAAGUUUGUAAAUAAUAGUGUACUGUUUUGUUUAAUUAGGUAGAUAUAUUUACAGUACCACUUCUGCAGCACAACGGAUAGUGGAGUUCUGACUUUGUCUCGUAUAAAGUCCGCAAGUCGACUUUAUAUGAGACCAACUUUUAUUUUUUGGUUUUUCAUCCGAUGUGCGGUAUCUAUAUUUGGUCCUACUAAAUUCGAAUUCGCGUCGGAAAGUUUCACAUUGGUAAUAAAUCGCUUUCUAACAAAGGCGAUUCCAUAUC
Messenger RNA from Nicotiana tabacum (common tobacco), 2038 nucleotides. RefSeq names its product CDT1-like protein a, chloroplastic. Gene Ontology annotation, molecular function: DNA polymerase binding; DNA binding. Gene Ontology annotation, biological process: mitotic cell cycle; DNA replication preinitiation complex assembly; regulation of DNA-templated DNA replication initiation. NCBI's taxonomy places the organism in Eukaryota, Viridiplantae, Streptophyta, Magnoliopsida, Solanales, Solanaceae. The record is from RefSeq and is a predicted model, not a curated record. Gene Ontology annotation, cellular component: nucleus.